Molecule: messenger RNA, 2178 nt
Organism: Adineta ricciae
Lineage: Eukaryota; Metazoa; Rotifera; Eurotatoria; Adinetida; Adinetidae
Source: the annotation of a GenBank genome assembly
AUGUCUGACAACACUAAUGCAAGUCUUAUUGGUGGACAUGCUCAGUAUGCGAAAGGAGUGGUUGAAGAAGCUAUUGGAAAUGUCACAGGUAGCCAAGCAUGGUCGGAAUCAGGUGCACAUGAUAAACAAGAGGCUGUGGAAAAAAUGAGAGCAGCUAAUCAAGGACCGGCCGAUUCAACAUUGAUCAGUGGAGCUACAGAGAAGAAAAUUGGCAAUAUGGUUGGCUGUGAAGAGAUAGAUGACAAGUUUGAAGCAAAUUUAGAUACUUUGAAAUAUAUUGUCUAUCAAGCACCAUUCCACGAUUCUACUCAAUUUACAGUACCUACAAACAAGACAACUAACGAUUUAGCAACUGUACGAGCGGCGAGUAUAGGACAACGUGAACCUCGUGAACUUUUCAUUGAAACUUACGUGUUUGACGAUUCUUUGUCAUUACCAGAUCACCGUUCGCCCAUUUCUAACGUUAUGAACGAUGCAAUUGAAAUGACAUAUUUAGAUCUUUUGAAACGUCGUCAACAACAAGAAAUGAACUCUUCCAGUACGAAUAAAACCGAUGUUAUUCCCAAAUCAACAUCGUCGACAGACGAUUCUCAACAACUAACGACCCAAUCCAGUUUUCCAGACAUCAGUGAUCUCCCAACGAUAAAAGACAACGCGAAGACUAAAACAAAUCGUAAAGUAUCGACAACAACCAACGAUACAACGCAGUUAUCAACUCAUGUAUCAACAUCACCUGAUGUACAAAUUCCAUUCUACUGUGGCAAUCAUCUCGUUGAUAUAACAAAAGGCAUCUUACAUUUAUACAAAGACAACCAAGCUUUGGAUGCAAAUAAUGAACCAAAACAUAGUGAAAUGUUAGCCAUGUUAGCUAUUCCAGCUGAUGUUUCAUGCCGAGAAUUGAUCACAUUUAUCAAUCCUGUUUACCAUAGCAUCGAAUAUUUGCGAAUAAUUCGCGAUCCGACUCCAAACCAAUAUAUGAGUUUGAUUAAAUUCAAAUCUCAAAAAGAAGCCGAUGCGUUCUAUGAUUAUUAUAACAAUCGUCAAUUCAAUUCCAUCGAAAAAGGUGUUUGUCAUUUAGCAUUUGUCGCGAAAGUUGACAUUACUAGUACAGCAAAAGAAGGAUCAUGUCCAAUUCCUGGUCUUACUGAAUUACCACCUUGUUACAUAUGUCUUGAACGAAUGGAUGAAAGUCUGUCAGGAGUGUUAACGAUUCUUUGUAAUCAUUCAUUUCAUGGUGAUUGUCUCAUCAAAUGGGGCGAUAGUUGUUGUCCGGUGUGUCGUUAUGUUCAAACUCCCGAAGUAAUCGAUGGUCAGUCAUGCUUUGAAUGUGGCUCACAAGAAGAUCUUUGGAUAUGUUUAAUCUGUGGUCAUGUCGGUUGUAGUCGAUUCAAACAAGGCCACGCAUUUGGACAUUUUGAACUAACUCAACAUACUUAUACAAUGGAUUUGAAACGGCAACAUGUUUGGGAUUAUGUUGGUGACAAUUAUGUUCAUCGUUUGAUACAAAAUAAAAGUGACGGUAAACUCGUUGAACUUCGUGGCGAAGGCGUUGUUAAUUAUGAUAUCGACGAUCUUAAUCAAAGUACAUCAAAAACAGGUAAUACUCAAGAAAAGAUCGAUUCGAUGGAACUUGAAUAUACGUAUUUGUUAACAAGUCAAUUGGAAUCCCAGCGGCGAUUCUUCGAAGACAAACUUCAGUUUGUCGAAGAUUCAACUCACGAACGAUUGGAAGAACUCGAGCGAUCAAAUCAAUUAUUGAAAGAACAUGCUCAACAAUUGCAGGCCACUCUCGAUACUAUUUCAAAGGAGAGACAGCAGCAGGAGAAGCGUUCUUCUACGAAAAUGACUCGCAUUCAGAACAAUUUCGACGAAGAAAGAUUAAUGAAUGAACAUCUAAGACAAAAUCAAAAUUAUUUCCAAACAGAAAUUCAGAAAACCAAAGAGGAAUACGAAAACACCGUAAAAGCAAAGAACCAAGAAAUCGAUGAACUCAAAGAUCAACUGCGAGAUCUGAUGUUUUACAUUGACGGACAGCAGAAACUAAAAGAAAUGACUGAUCUAUCGGUCGACGAACUUGAAUCCAGUCAAAUUACUGUAAAUAGUCCAACAACAACAAUGGCUGCUACUGGUUUAACUCCCACGACAAAUCCGACAAAAAACAGACGACGAAAGAAAUAA